This is a messenger RNA of Silurus meridionalis, 2958 nucleotides long. RefSeq names its product bone morphogenetic protein 8a (gene bmp8a). Gene Ontology annotation, molecular function: cytokine activity; growth factor activity. The coding region runs from base 124 to 1503 and encodes 459 amino acids. NCBI's taxonomy places the organism in Eukaryota, Metazoa, Chordata, Actinopteri, Siluriformes, Siluridae. Gene Ontology annotation, biological process: SMAD protein signal transduction. The transcript has 7 exons. The record is from RefSeq and is a predicted model, not a curated record. Gene Ontology annotation, cellular component: extracellular region.
ACACAGUUGUAUGAAUUCAAGGACAGCUUGUCUGGUUAAGUCAUUUGAACCUCAUGUGGACUGAAGCUGUCUAAUAGAAAGUACAUUUUCAAGUAUUUUCAAUUACCUUCAAGAGGUAAACCAAUGGAUGGCCAGGCUACUAUCCAGAGCAAUGAAGUUGCAGGAAGAUGGGAGCUCCUGGUCCGAUAUGUGUCCCUGCAGCAUGGAAGUAAGAGGAAAGUCAACUGUGGGAACAAAAUCACAGGUGGACAGUGGGUCUGGAUAGUGACCAUCAUUCUCCCACUAUGCAUGUUUGCUUGCGUUUGUGGGCAAAUGGAGGGGAUGAUGCAUUCGAGCUUUCGCAGGCUAAGUGGCCGUGAGAAGAAGGAGAUGCAAAAGGAGAUUUUGUCCAUCCUGGGACUCCCAGGACGGCCUCGUCCACACCCGCCUCUGCGUCCACCCUCGUCUGCUCCACUCUUCAUGCUGGACCUGUACCAUGCUGUGUCUGCUGAAGAGGAGGAGAGCCUAGGUGUGGGCUUUAUUCCUGAAACUGUCAGUCAUGCUGCAUUGCCCACCCUGAGCACACACACACCACCACUUGGCACUGUGGUCAGUGAGGCAGACACCGUCAUGAGCUUCGUCAACCUGGUGGAACACGAGAAAGAUCUACUCCAGCCUCGGCCCUACUGGAAGGAGUUUCGUUUUGAUCUGACACCGCUUCCUCAAGGAGAGACAGUCACUGCAGCAGAGUUCCGCAUCUAUAAAACGCUGACUGUGGGACAGAGAGCAAACCGUACACUCCAUAUCUCUGUCUAUGAGAUCCAGAGGGAAAAAAGAUACAGGGAGCCUGAGCUAGUCUUGUUGGACAUGCAAUCAGUUCCAGCCGGCCUGGAGGGCUGGCUAGCCUUCGAUGUAACCUCUGCAAGCAACCACUGGCUUCUGCAUCCACGAAGCAACAUGGGCAUUCGACUGUACGUGGAAACGGAGGAUGACCGCUCAUUAUCUGCUGGCUGGGUGGGUUUGGUUGGUCGCAGAGGGCCACGGUCCAAACAGCCUUUCAUGGUGACUUUCUUCAGAGCCAGCCAGGCCCCCUGCCGUCCACCUCGCGCUCUCAGACACAACACACAGCGCAGGAGAAAAAACAAAAAUGAUCUCCCUCACCCGAACAGGCCAGGUUUAUUUGACCAUACUCCUGUGAGUAAUGGGAGACAGGCCUGUAAGAAGCACGAGUUAUAUGUCAGCUUCAGUGAUUUAGGUUGGAAGGAUUGGGUUUUGGCUCCUCCAGGUUAUUCAGCGUAUUAUUGUGAUGGGGAAUGUGACUAUCCACUUGGUUCCUGUAUGAACGCUACUAAUCACGCCUUGAUCCAGCUUGUGGUUCACCUUAUAAAACCUGACGAGGUACCUAAGGCCUGCUGUGCACCGACCAAACUCAGCCCCAUCUCUGUGCUAUUCUACGACGACAACAACAACGUAAUACUUAAGAAACAUCGAAACAUGGUGGUUAAGACGUGCGGCUGCCUAUAAACAUGUGUCUCUGUCUUAUUAAGUGGUGCCGGUCUACCACUGUCCCCUACUGCACUAUAUAUAUAUAUAUAUAUAUAUAUAUAUAUAUAUAUAUAUAUAUAUAUAUAUAUAUAUAUAUACAUAUAUUUCUCCUGGUGUAAAAAAUAAGCUAUUUUCAUAACAUCCAGUCAUUGCAAUUUGUAAUAAAUGAGAAAAAAAUGUCAAGAUUUCCACUGUAGUGUAACGUUAUAAUGAUUAUGGUUUAAUCCUAACACCCAGUAACCGAGCAAUCAUUACCGAUUAUCAGAACACAUUCAGCUGACUGGAAUAAGUUUAAUUGUGCAGAAUGUCUUGCUAGCACUUCAUGUGAGUGAGACGGCCAGCGUGUGUGUGUUUAUAGUGUGUUUUGUAGGUGGAAUGAAAUACUUUUAUAUUAUUAAUAUAAUUUAACUAACAUGGACAGCUAAAGACGUGUGUUCUUAUUUUCUUAUUGUUUUCUAGUAUCUUCAAUUUCUGUACACUAAACUAAAACACAAAACUCACAGCCUGAGGUUGUAUUUUAUUGCAUUCUUUGACGGGACAGAUAAACAAAAUUUAACAAUUUAAGAUUCGUAAUGUAAUGUUCACAACAUUUGCUGUCUCUUGACUUAUCGAUUGAUUCUGUGACUGUCAAUAGCCUACAAUAGAAGUACAAAAGGAAAAAAAAUAAUAAUUUGAAUCUCUUUCUUUCUCAAAAUCUUUGUCAGUCCGUGCAAAGCGUUCUGUGUUUUAUACUGCGAUUGGUUUUCAGAUUGCAUUGCAUUAAAUGGACAAUAAAGUAUAUUUCUUAAAUUCUGCUACUUGCGAUUGAUCGUGUCACUUUACUAGGAUGUACCCCAUUGCUGAGCACACAUUGUAAUUGUGUUUUUUUCCCAUGCUGUUCCAGGAAAUGGUUUAAUAAUGUAAGGCUGGUUUUCCAGAUGCAGAUUAUGCUAGUGUUAGUGUCUCGACUAAAUUGCACUGCCACUGGGGAGUAAAUACAUAAAUUCUCAGUCUACAGGAACUUGGGUUCAUUUGUGUUCAGAAAAGCAUCCAAUGUGUCAGUUAUGCCACAGUAAGCAUAAUAACCGGACUUGGAUAAAUAGAUGCCAUGCAUAAUAUACUAUUUUUCUCUUUGUUUCCUCUUAAUUAUCCCAUGCUCUCCACAUAACAAAAGUUGUUUUCUUGUUAUCACGAUUUAAAUUUCGCGCGAUCCUGACAUCAACAUUGUUUCCUCGUGAUCACGACUUCAUUUUUCGGUGUAUUCGGCAAAUAAUCAUGUUUUAGAGGCAGCAGCAUCACAGCAUCAUGGAUGAUCGCAUUUACUUUGAUCAGGGACAGUGAUGGACAGAAACGAAUUAAAUGUAAUUUUCUGUGAUUGUACUGAAAAUGUUCUGGACUGAGACUCAGUAAGGAGAAUCUCCAGUGCAGCUUAAAAAGCUCCUUUAAAAGACAUUA